Molecule: messenger RNA, 420 nt
Organism: Ambispora gerdemannii
Lineage: Eukaryota; Fungi; Glomeromycota; Glomeromycetes; Archaeosporales; Ambisporaceae
Source: the annotation of a GenBank genome assembly
AUGAACGAUUUGUAUUGGAUUGUUUCAGAUACUGGACAUGUUUUAGAUGUAACUGGAUCUAAUACCGCUCCAGGAACACCUGUGAUCUUAUAUACUAUCAAUAAUCUAAGCAAUCCUCUCAAUCAAUUGUGGAGAAUUGAUGGCAACCAUAUUGUUUCCAAACUAAAUGGUUUUGCAUUGUCUCUGAGUGAUUGUGUAAUCAAUGUAAUCCAGCCAAAGAACGACGAAGAUAAACGUCAACAUUGGAGAUAUGAUGUUAAUGACUCUACACUUAACUCUGUUCUUCCAUAUUAUGUUGCGACUGUAGUGAAACCUGUCAUAGCUGAUCCAAAAGCUCUUGGAUGCAAACAUCUCGAUACUCCAGUUGCUCCAAAAGCUCAAAGAUUUGUUUUUGUUAAAUGGUCAGGUUAUAAAAUUUAG